GUACCUCGCAUAAAAAAUUAUGCUUUAAAUUUUCCACAUUUAUUACAUCGUAUACCCGAACUCUUCAGAACUCAGAUCAUCUCAUUACGCUCUCUAAGUUCUCUAAAAUGGUUCAAUCAGCAAAACCCAUCUCAAGCCCAGUACCCAUUACAUGGUACCCAACCCUAGCUGUGUUCAUGCUUGCAAUUGGCCUUAUUGUAACUGCUUCCUUCUUCAUUUAUGAAGCUACUUCUCCGAGGAAAUAUCGCAGUCUAGCGAAGGAGCUUACAACUGGAGCAGUGGCAUCUGUUUUCUUGGGUUUUGGAUCCUUGUUUUUGCUACUUGCUUCAGGCGUAUAUGUUUGAUCCAUCACAACAUGAAGUUUUGUACUGCUGUUUCUACAUGAAUGGUUUUGAGUAUUGCAGUUGGUUUUAUAUGAUUUAUGAUUGAAGAUAGCAUCUGUAGAACUGAUUUGUAACUGAAUGGCAAAUUGGAGAACUUGUUGAAAAAUUGACUGAGGUAAGCGUGAUGCAUUUUGAAACUUUCUAUUGUUGGAGUUCAGUGCAUAUAACGUUAGUAUUAAAGAGCUUGUUGAAGUGUAUGGAUGUAACAAACCAUGAUGAUUUAUAGAAUUGUCUAUAAACGCAACAACACGAAGCAGAAAAUACUCUC
Messenger RNA from Nicotiana attenuata, 651 nucleotides. RefSeq names its product transmembrane protein 258-like. Gene Ontology annotation, cellular component: membrane-bounded organelle. The transcript has 4 exons. Gene Ontology annotation, biological process: protein N-linked glycosylation. The coding region runs from base 108 to 344 and encodes 78 amino acids. The record is from RefSeq and is a predicted model, not a curated record. Lineage: Eukaryota; Viridiplantae; Streptophyta; Magnoliopsida; Solanales; Solanaceae.